Messenger RNA from Aspergillus heteromorphus CBS 117.55, 2166 nucleotides. RefSeq names its product cytochrome P450. The record is from RefSeq and is a predicted model, not a curated record. The coding region runs from base 308 to 1894 and encodes 528 amino acids. The transcript is spliced from 8 exons. Gene Ontology annotation, molecular function: heme binding; monooxygenase activity; iron ion binding. Lineage: Eukaryota; Fungi; Ascomycota; Eurotiomycetes; Eurotiales; Aspergillaceae.
CUGAAAUGGUUCGUCGACCCCUCCCAACACCCAAAUCGCCACUGCCAACUGCGCCCACCAAUGCAUACCCCGCUCAUCAUGGGCCCUUCUGCAACACACUCGCACAAUGUUCAGCUCUGCCACCGUCGGAGGAUUACGACUUGCAGAGCACGACCCCGCACGAUAUCCAGCCUUCACACCAUCUGGACAGGGAUUGGAAUCGGGGAGUCGGGGUCUACCCUCGUAUUUAUGAAGAACCCAAGCCCCCCCCAGUGACUUGCUAGAUAUCCACCACCCAUGACAAGUGCAGCGACGGAAACCUGCCGUCAUGUUCGUUCUCCUGCAAGUUGUUGUCGCUCUUGUCGGCCUAUACCUCAUAAAGACUUUCCUCACUCGUAAACAAUUUCCGGCGCCGCUGCCCCCAGGCCCGAAAGCCAAGCCGAUCAUUGGGAAUCUGUGGGACCUGCCGUCGCAAACAGGGCGAGACUGGCUGCAUUGGUACAAAUAUAGGGAUACCUAUGGCCCCAUCAGCUCAGUAAACGUUUUUGGGGAGACCCUCAUUAUUGUAAAUGAUGCUCAGAUUGCAGUUGAGCUGCUGGAAAAACGGUCUGCAAAUUACUCCGAGCGUCCCACGGGUCACUUCUCCCAACUGGCCGGGUUCCAUCAAAUCGUGACCACGUUACAAUAUAGCGACCCACGUCUUCGGGCCCAGCGGAAACUUUUUCAGAAACAGUUCGGAUCGAAUAAUUCUGUGGCGAUGUACAAUAGUACCCAGGAGGCUGAGGCGGCUCGCUUCUUGCUUCGGGUGCUGGAUACGCCGGAGGAUGUGCAAGAUCAUAUACGGAAGCAGGCUGGAGCUAUGAUACUGAAGAUGACAUAUGGGUACAACGUUGCGCCACGUGGGAAGGACCCAUUAGUAGAGCUUGUGAGUCGAUGCAUGCAACAAUUUGCUGCAUCCCUCAUGCCGGGAGCCUGGAUCGUGGACUUCAUCCCCUUCUUGAAACACACCCCAACCUGGAUCCCAGGCAUCAGUUUCCCACGCGUGGCGAAAGCCUUCCGAGAAGACAAUCGCAACUGGAGCGAACGGCCAUACGCGUUCGUCAAGCAACAGAUGGCAAAUGGCACACAUGAGCCAUCAUUUGUGUCGGGGCUCGUUGAAAAAGAAGGCUUCCCAGAGCCAGGGUCAGACAAGGACGAUUUGUUCAAGUGGACUGCGUUGGCGAUCUACGGCGCAGCAUCCGAUACAACGAUCGCCACCACAUACUCCGUGUUCAUUGCAAUGGCCGUCUUCCCCGAAGUACAGCGCAAAGCACACGAAGAGAUCGACCGAGUAAUAGGCACGGGUCGAAUCCCUGGAUACGCCGACCGCGAGAACCUACCAUACAUCAACGCGAUGGUCAAAGAAGCCUUCAGAUGGCAUACCGUGAUCCCCAUGGGCGUCGCCCAUAAUGCGAAAGAGGAUGACAUGUUCGAGGGAUAUUUCAUUCCCAAGGGAGCUCAGGUUCUGGCUAACCUCUGGGCCUUCACCCACGACCCAACCAUCUACUCCGACCCGAUGACCUUCAAGCCCGAACGCUUCCUCGAAUCAGAUACCCACACCCCAGAGCGUGACCCUCACUUCCUCUCAUUCGGCUUUGGCCGUCGUGUCUGCGCUGGUCGAACCCUCGCCGACGCAAACGUCUACCUAAGCAUCGUGCAGUCCCUGGCCGCACUGCAGAUCAGCAAGCCGAUCAAGGACGGCAAGGAAGUCGACAUCCAGCCGGACUUUCUGCCCGGGGUGAUUAGCCAUGUCGGCCGCGUUGAUCUGGAUAUCAAGCCGAGGAGCAAGCAGCAUGAGGAGCUUAUUCGGGCGCUGGGGUCGAAGUAUCCGUUUGAGAAAGAUCACGCGGAGGAGAUUAAUCGGGUGAAGUUUUAGAGUUGAAGGUUUACAUGUUUCUUAGGUAUUGCUCCUUGAAGAAGACGUCAUAGGAAGGAAAGGCAUUCGGAUCGGUAAACAGACGGGCAGACAGACAAACGGACAGACAUACAGAAGGGGUACGUACCAUGGUAAAGCAUCACCGUGACCACGACCAUGACUCAAACUGCCACUUCAUACCUAUGUAAAAAGCGCAAGAAAUUACCUAAUUUGGAAGGUAGAGAAUCCGAGUCACCUCUCUCCCACCCUCUGCCUCAUCCACCUACUCCCAC